Molecule: messenger RNA, 264 nt
Organism: Pyricularia pennisetigena
Lineage: Eukaryota; Fungi; Ascomycota; Sordariomycetes; Magnaporthales; Pyriculariaceae
Exons: 1
Coding region: 1-264 (87 amino acids)
Source: RefSeq, a predicted model, not a curated record
AUGUGCUUUGGUGCAGAGCCCUCAAAGACAAAGUACUACUACCGGGAGGAGAUCGUCCCCCCGAGGAGACAUCACCAUCACCACCACCACCAUGGACAUCAUCACCACGGGCAUCACCACCACUCGCCCAGGUCUUCGUAUGUGAGCGUCUCAUCGCACAGGUCACACCACGGUCACCAUGGUCAUCACCAUCACAGCCCGCGCGCCAGCGGGCCAGUCAUCUACCAGCGCAGCAGCGAGACCACGAGCAGGCGAUAUGUCUGA